CUGGGGUUCAGAGGGGACGCUGGCUCAGCCAAAAGCCCAGAGUUGCACAUACCCUACUUUUGCAACCUCCAGCCCAUUCCUUGCAACUCCCCUUAGCAAUGAACGUGCCUCGCGCGCGGGUCCUCUUCAAUGACCCCUCGCCUUUCGGCUACCCGCGGCUGGACGCCAGAUUCCCCCACGUCACACAGAGGAAAGGGGCGGUGUCUUGGGUCUCGCUGUCUGGCGUCAAGGCUGGCUCCCUGCAGGAGCGGGAUGUGGACGUUGGCUGCGAGUACAGGCCGAUGCUGAGCGGGCAGCUGGUCGGUCGCUUGUUCUCCAUGGCCGGCCGCGUUUGUCUGACCCGGGGCCGCGCGGGAUUGGGGACCGUCGGUCCCGUCGAGGCUGCCAUUCGCACGAAGUUGGAGCAGGCCCUGAACCCCGAGGUGCUGGAGCUGCGCAACGAGAGCCGCGGCCACGCGGUCCCACCGGGCAGUGAGACGCAUUUCCGCGUGGCUGUGGUGAGCUCUCGCUUCGAAGGACUGAGCCCCCUGCAAAGGCAUCGGCUAGUCCACGCCGCGCUGUCCGAGGAGCUGGCUGGGCCGGUCCAUGCGCUGGCCAUACAGGCGCGGACCCCUGCCCAGUGGAGGGAGAACCCGCAAUUGGACACAAGCCCCCCCUGCAUGGGUGGGAGCAAGAAAACUCGAGGAACUCCCUGAACCCCCGGAGAGAAGGAGGACUAGGAUCUGAGUGGGUUGCAUGAGAAUAAACUCCUGGGGCCUACUUUUGCCCAAUACAGUCGUAUUUGUAAGAGAUGAGAACCCCUGCGCCAGUCUACCGGCGCAUCCAUAUACUCUGGAGAUAGCAACUCAUUUUAGAUCAAAGCUAACCCAAGGAAAGAGUAGAAUCACUGACUACUGCUCUUGCCCUGAACUGUUCAGGAAAAGCUGCCCAGUUUCAUGUUAAAUUGUAAGGAACCACAAGACCUGAUGACUUGGAAAUAAUCCUGUAUAUUAAAAGAGAAGUUAUCAUA
Messenger RNA from Equus quagga, 1009 nucleotides. It is a transcript of the gene BOLA1, whose product is annotated as bolA family member 1. Gene Ontology annotation, cellular component: mitochondrion. NCBI's taxonomy places the organism in Eukaryota, Metazoa, Chordata, Mammalia, Perissodactyla, Equidae. Bases 99 to 695 code for a protein of 198 amino acids. The record is from RefSeq and is a predicted model, not a curated record. The transcript is spliced from 2 exons.